Ornithorhynchus anatinus (platypus) is the source of this 643-nucleotide messenger RNA. RefSeq names its product bolA family member 1 (gene BOLA1). Gene Ontology annotation, cellular component: mitochondrion. The record is from RefSeq and is a predicted model, not a curated record. Lineage: Eukaryota; Metazoa; Chordata; Mammalia; Monotremata; Ornithorhynchidae. The transcript is spliced from 2 exons. Bases 144 to 566 code for a protein of 140 amino acids.
UCCCAGGCCAGGGCUCUGGCCAUCAGGCCACCCUGCUUCUGUCCCCGGGUCCCAGCCCGAGUCCCACCAGCCAAACGACUCGGCUUCGGUCAGCUGCGCCACGGCCAGCCUGCUCCGCUCCGCUGUGGCACUACCCACAGCGGAUGCUGACGGGGCGGCUGUGCCCCGGACUCCGUCCCCCGGCCGGGGUGGUCCCGGGCCUCCGCGGGGCGAUGUCCGGCGGCGGGGCCGGGGGCCCGGUGGAGGCGGCCAUCCGGGAGAAGCUGCGCCGGGCGCUGGCCCCGGACGUCCUGGAGCUGCGCAACGAGAGCGACGCCCACGCGGGACCCCCGGGCCGCGAGACCCACUUCCGCCUGGCGGUGGUCAGCGCGCGCUUCGAGGGGCUCGGCCCCCUGCAGCGGCACCGCCUGGUCCACGCCGCCCUGGCCGAAGAGCUGGCCGGGCCCGUCCACGCGCUGGCCAUCCAGGCCCGGACCCCCGAACAGUGGAGGGCCGACCCCACCCUCGGACGGAGCCCUCCGUGCCUGGGAGGGGGGAAGCGGACCCCCGAGGGGGGCGUCUCCUGACCCCCUCGCCCCGCGUCCUCUCCCCCUCUUGUGCUCUCCAAUAAACGCCGUCGAUCGAAACACGGCGCGGGUGCGGA